Girardinichthys multiradiatus is the source of this 1060-nucleotide messenger RNA. RefSeq lists its product as uncharacterized. The coding region runs from base 83 to 1060 and encodes 325 amino acids. Gene Ontology annotation, cellular component: external side of plasma membrane. The record is from RefSeq and is a predicted model, not a curated record. NCBI's taxonomy places the organism in Eukaryota, Metazoa, Chordata, Actinopteri, Cyprinodontiformes, Goodeidae. Gene Ontology annotation, biological process: positive regulation of T cell proliferation; negative regulation of T cell proliferation; cellular response to lipopolysaccharide. The transcript is spliced from 7 exons.
CUUUCAGUUUGUCCAGAGAAACAGUUUCAGUGAAUUAUGAAGAAAUCUUUUGUCAGGAUUUGGUGUUUGUAAAUAUAGGAAGAUGGAGCUGUUUGCUGUGGUUGUCUUCCUCCUCUACGCCUCUCAGGAUUCUUUGACUGUGACAGUGGAGGUUUAUACGGGGGCCCAAUCUGUGGUGCUGCCCUGCCAGUACAGCAAAGAAUUAGUAGAACUUGUCACAGUGAAAUGGAGCCGCUUUGAUCUCAGUCCCAAUAUUGUCCAUCUACGACGAGAAGAAGACGACAAACUUGCACAAAAUCAGCUUUUCAGAGGAAGAACAUCAAUGAGACCUGAUACUCUAGACUCUGGUGACUUCAACCUCACUCUGAAAGAACCACAACUUUCUGACAGCGGAAUCUACAUCUGCAGCCUUCGUCAAGAAAAAGAGGAAAUAAUGCUGUCGGACGUUCAGCUGAAUGUCAGAGAAAUAUUUCCAACUUGGGCCAUAGUUCUGCUGGUUCUGCUGGUCCUUCUUGCUGUUUCUGGAGGCCUUUUAUUUCAUUUCAGACUUUAUUUCAUGUCAGUCUACAAGGUGGAGGUGGAUCCAGGAGUGGAGUCUGUUCUGCUGCCCUUUAAAACUACAGUCCGUCUACCUGAAGGAGUCAGAGUAACGUGGAGAAACAGCUCUGGUAGGAUGGUCCACAGUAAUGACAGGGAUCAACACAGGCUGUAUAGAAACAGAACAAAGAUGAAGGAAAAACUAAAAUCUGGAGACUUCAGUUUGACCCUGAAGAACCCCACAGACAGAGACACAGACAUCUACACCUGCACCGUCUACAAGAGGAGCUCAGAUGAAAUCCUGACUGAGAAACAAGUGCUGCUCAAUGUCAAAGCUGGAGCUGACUCUUUUAUCAUAGCCAUAGACUUUGGUUCAGGAUACAGUGGCUACGCCUUCAAUGUCAGACCCAGAGAGGAAGGAGGUGGGACCCAGUUAAAGAGAUGGGGUGAAGAACUGGGACUGGACUCCCCAAAGACUCCAACCUGCAUCCUGUGGGUUGAACAAAAAUUCCUGGCACAGUAG